Molecule: messenger RNA, 579 nt
Organism: Arabidopsis thaliana (thale cress)
Lineage: Eukaryota; Viridiplantae; Streptophyta; Magnoliopsida; Brassicales; Brassicaceae
Product: F-box/associated interaction domain protein
Exons: 1
Coding region: 1-579 (192 amino acids)
Source: RefSeq, marked reviewed
AUGCCAGAGCAUUGGGUCUUUGUCCCAAAACCUCAUGAAGUAGGUUCAUGGAAAAAGGUUCCAUCAGACUUUUGUCCUUUCAUACCGGUCCGACGAGGACAGUGUAUCAAUGGGGUUACAUAUUACCUAGCUUGGAUUGACAUGUAUAAUUCUGUGCUUGUGAGUUUCGACAUAAGAUCGGAAGAGCUCACAAUGAGCCAAAUACCUCGGAGGGACGACGGAGAUGGAUCCAGGAAGAAUGUGAGUCUUAUAGAGUAUGGUGGAAAAGUUACUCUUCUUGACUCUAACCAUCUUAGAGACAAGGGGAUGUUGGUUUUAAGGGUUCUGGAAGAUGCCGGGAUCAACAAGGAAUGGUCCAAAAAGACUAUGGUUUUGCAUCCUUAUCAGCUGCAUUUAGUCCAAGUAGACAUUAUAUUCAACGUAAACGGUACAAGUCAAAGUGGCAAGCUUGUCUUGAUACCACAGGUUUUGGUUUCUCCCUUUCACAUUCUUUGUUAUGAUCUACAAAGAAACGAUAUGAGAAAGAUUGAAAUCAAAGGUAUACCGGACAACUGGUUUCGUAAACACAAAUUAGAUUAG